CCUCGAACGGUUCUCGUUUCAAACUCGACGUCGCCGCUCGAGAGUUCGCCUCCACCAUCCGGAAAAUGUGGAUAUACGAAAAGUAGCGAGGAACAGCGCGCUGCUGCUAGUUAAAAAUACUGAAAAUCGGGAAUCCGGGAAAAACAUCACGAGAUGAUAGUUGGACCAAACGAAUUCUAACUUUACGCAUUUCAAACGAUCUCCUCGCCGCGCAAACAAAACAAACCAUACCCCGUCACCCGUCAUCUCCUCGUCGCGUCUCUGUACUCCCCAUCGUGUGUGUCCCGUGUUUUCGAGUGAACGACUGCUGGCAGGGAAGGCCCCAAGAAAUAUUAUUACGGCCUCGGCCGACUGUGAUUGAGUCGAAGUUGUGCUUUUGUUGGGACCCGCAGAUUAACCGCCUGGAAAUGGAAAUGGCCCAGUAGAAAUGUUUUUGAGUGCAGUGCGCCAGUGUCGAGUGCAUGAAUAAUCGCGAGUAGCCGAAAGCAAUCUCUUCUCUUCCCACUCCCCCGCGGAGUCCUCCUCUCCUCUUCUUCUUCUGUCCGGCUGUCUGGCCAAAAGCCGCCAAAGCCGCCAAGAUUAAGUUCUCAAAGCAGCACGCCCACCACGCGUACCGCCACACGGACAACAUCUACGACGGCGGCACGGACACGGACGACGACGAAUGUCCGCUGGAGGCGACCGCCAUGAAUCCCUACGAGUAUGAGUCCACGCUCGACUGCCGCGACGCGGGCGGCGGUCCCGCCCCGCCCCACGCCCACCCGCACGCCCAAGGACGCACGCUGCCCAUGAGCGGCCACGGGCGGCCGGCGACGGACCUCGGCGUCACCGCCCACGGCAGCCAGACGCUGCAGCACCAGAACCAACAGAACCUGCAGGCCGCCGCCGCCCAGUCGUCCCACUACGACUACGAGUACCAGCACCUGGCCCACCGUCCGCCGGACACGGCCAACAACACGGCGCAGAGGACGCACGGCAGACAAGGCUUCCUCCUGGAAGGAGUCACGCCAACGGCACCCCCGGAUGUACCGCCGCGUAAUCCGACAAUGAGUCGCAUGCAAAAUGGUCGUUUAACCGUUAACAAUCCCAAUGACGUUGACUUUGAGCCAUCUUGUUUGGUGCGAACGCCAUCGGGCAACGUUUACAUUCCUAGUGGAAAUCUAAGUACGUAUACGCAAUUUUAUGACUCUGUCCCCUCGGACAUCAACAAGGGCUCACCCAUCGACUUCAAGAGCGGCUCCGCCUGUUCCACGCCCACGAAGGACACGCUGAAGGGAUACGAGCGGAGCACGCAGGGCUGCAUGGGUCCUGUGCUGCCGCCGCGCAGCGUCAUGAACGGACUGCCCGCGCACCACUACUCGGCGCCGAUGAACUUCCGCAAGGACCUGGCGGCGCGCUGCUCCUCGCCCUGGGUGAGCGUCGUCGCCAUAUCGGCGCUGCUGGUGGGCGCGCUUAUGCUGAUCCUGCUGACCACCUUCGGCGGCCUGCACUGGACCCAGUCGGCGCCCUGCACCGUUCUAGUCGGCAACGAGGCCUCCGAGGUCACGGCUGCCAAGAGCACGAACACGGACCUCUCCAAGCUGCACAACUCCUCGGUGCGCGCGAAGAACGGACAAGGCAUCGGACUGGCCCAGGGACAAUCGGGACUCGGAGGAGCGGUAGGCGCGGGAGUUGGCGGAGGCGGAGGAUCCGGCGGAUCCUCGGCGGCCACAGUGACGACGGCCACCUCGAACAGCGGCACUGCCCAGGGCCUGCAGUCGACGUCCGCCUCGGCGGAGGCCACGUCCUCGGCGGCCACGUCUUCCUCGCAAUCCUCGCUAACGCCAUCGCUAUCCUCGUCCCUGGCGAAUGCCAAUAAUGGAGGAAGAGCAAUGUCAACGCAGCUGUCAGUCAAUGGGGCAGGAGAUAAGGAACGACGACAACGCCGAAGCUUAAUCGAGGGACAGGACGAAGAUGAUGUGGCUACAGAUGAAACUUUCACCGACUUAAUUACAAGCGAAAGCCUCAACCAGCAGACUGCUGAAAAGUAUUCGGCAACUACCCCAGCCAAAAGCCUGCCAGACGUCGCCGUUCAAAGCAGCACCGAUAAAACUUUGCCCCGAAUCAAUGGAGUAUUGGGUCCCCAAAGCAUCGAGGAAGACUCCACCGACUAUGUCUAUGAAGACGAAGUUGAGACGGAGACCCCCCAUCCGCUCAUCCGGAGACCCAGGACGGGGCAACAAUUUGGCAAAUCAUUAAACAGCAAUUUACGCAGCGCUGCUAAAACACUGGUCAACAAGAGAAGGAAAUAUGACUACGGGGCGGAGGCGAAUGGGCACAUUAAGCAGCAGGAGCAGGAGUUUCUCGAAGCUAUUGGGAUGGCAACGAAGCUGGCGACAGAGUCCGAGACCAGCACAUUGGUUGCUGUUAUUGAUGACGAUAAUCAAAGUGACAAGAGCAGCUCAGGCACAACGCCGGAGACGACUCUGAGGAGUGACACCGAUGACAUUGUUGAAAUCAACACCACCCAACCAGAGCCAGCUCAGAGCUCUUUUGCCGCCCGCUCGAACCAGCCUGCCAUUGAAAAUGAUUUUCAAAUCAAAACGACUGAGGCUGGGGGGUCGCAGACAGGGAAACCUGCCACUGAUGAUAUCAAUAAUGAGCGUGAUUUAGCUGACAACUAUGAGGUAGACACCGAGGAGCCAACAUCACCAGCCACACCCCCACAAGGUAUAAAUCAAACCAACAUCUAUGGUAAGGAAAGUCAGGAAAACAGCCAGGACCAACCACAAACCAAUCAAACGGAAUCGGAUUUAAUGAUGAGCGAUGCCUCGCACUUUGAGGAUAUCGAUAUAGUCAAACUAGAUGGGGCGCCAAGUUCCCAUGAAGAGGAGGUAUACAAGACGGCAGAUGAGCAGAAGUCGACACACAAGGGUGAACCAUUUGUCGGGAGUGAAAACGAAGUGCUAAAAGAGCAGGAGAAGGGCGACGAAGUACCCCUUCACCUAAAGCCCCUUAAGCCAUACGUAAGUGAGCGCGUUGAUCUGCCAGGCCGUCGCAUAUUCCUGAACCUGACAAUAGCCACCGACGAGGGCAGCGACUCGGUGUACACACUGCACGUGGAAGUACCCACGGGAGCAGGGCCGCACAACAUCAAGGAGGUGCUGACCCACGAGCGACCGAGUGGCCAGGCGGACAGUUGUGCCCCAGAGCCACCACCCCGCAUGCCCGACUGUCCCUGCAGCUGUCUCCCUCCUCCAGCGCCCAUCUACCUGGAUGACAGCGUUGACAUUGACUCUGUCCAAUCAGCCGCGACUACGACCAGUACCACGACAUCAGCGCCUUUGGAAAGGGCGACCAUUUUGAGCCAUGUGGAGCCAAUCGCUGUUCCAACCACCGCUACUAACCCCCCUAGCACCGAGAUCGAUAACCACAUUGCCGCCUCCUAUACUGAACCCAACAUUGGUGCUGGUGGUGAACCGUUUGCAUGUCCUGAUGUGAUGCCAGUACUGAUACUGGAAGGAGCCCGAACAUUCCCGGCGCGCAGUUUCCCACCGGACGGCACCACCUUUGGCCAGAUCACGCUCGGCCAGAAGCUGACCAAGGAGAUCCAGCCGUACAGCUACUGGAACAUGCAGUUCUACCAGUCGGAGCCAGCCUACGUCAAGUUUGACUACACGAUUCCGCGGGGCGCCUCCAUCGGAGUUUACGGCCGCCGCAACGCCCUGCCAACCCACACGCAGUACCACUUCAAGGAAGUGCUCAGCGGAUUCAGUGCCAGCACGCGAACGGCCCGGGCCGCACACCUGUCGAUAACGCGGGAGGUGACGCGCUACAUGGAGCCGGGGCACUGGUUCGUCUCGCUCUACAACGACGACGGCGACGUGCAGGAACUGACCUUCUACGCGGCCGUGGCCGAGGACAUGACCCAGAACUGUCCCAACGGCUGCUCCGGCAACGGUCAGUGCCUGCUCGGCCACUGUCAGUGCAACCCCGGCUUCGGGGGCGACGACUGCAGCGAGAGCGUGUGUCCCGUCCUCUGCUCCCAGCAUGGGGAGUACACCAACGGGGAGUGCAUCUGCAACCCGGGCUGGAAGGGCAAAGAGUGCUCGCUGCGGCACGACGAGUGCGAGGUGGCCGACUGCAAUGGGCACGGCCACUGUGUCAGCGGAAAGUGCCAGUGCAUGCGCGGCUACAAGGGCAAAUUCUGCGAAGAAGUGGACUGUCCGCAUCCGAACUGCUCGGGCCACGGAUUCUGCGCCGACGGCACCUGCAUCUGCAAGAAGGGAUGGAAGGGUCCGGACUGCGCCACCAUGGACCAGGACGCUCUGCAGUGCCUGCCUGAUUGCUCCGGCCACGGCACUUUCGACCUGGACACCCAGACCUGUACCUGUGAGGCCAAGUGGAGCGGGGACGACUGCUCCAAGGAGCUGUGUGACCUGGAUUGUGGUCAGCACGGGCGCUGCGAGGGCGACGCCUGUGCCUGCGACGCGGAGUGGGGUGGGGAGUUUUGUAACACCCGACUGUGCGACGCCCGCUGCAAUGAGCACGGUCAGUGCAAGAACGGCACCUGUCUGUGCGUCACUGGCUGGAACGGCAAGCACUGCACCAUCGAGGGCUGUCCCAACAGUUGUGCCGGACAUGGACAGUGCCGCGUGAGCGGCGAGGGUCAGUGGGAGUGUCGCUGCUACGAGGGCUGGGACGGACCAGACUGCGGCAUCGCUUUGGAGUUGAACUGUGGUGACAGCAAGGACAACGACAAGGAUGGCCUUGUUGAUUGCGAAGAUCCCGAAUGCUGUGCCAGUCAUGUGUGCAAGACCUCGCAGCUCUGCGUUUCGGCUCCGAAACCCAUUGAUGUGCUGCUACGCAAACAGCCGCCGGCCAUCACAGCCUCCUUCUUUGAGCGGAUGAAGUUCCUUAUCGACGAGAGCAGCCUGCAGAACUACGCCAAACUGGAGACCUUUAACGAAAGCAUUUUUUGGAAUUAUUUCAAUGCAAGUCGAUCAGCGGUCAUCAGAGGGCGCGUGGUCACAUCCCUUGGCAUGGGCCUGGUGGGUGUCCGAGUGUCCACCACCACCCUCCUGGAGGGUUUCACCCUGACCCGAGACGACGGAUGGUUCGACCUCAUGGUGAACGGCGGCGGUGCCGUGACCCUUCAGUUUGGACGGGCACCUUUCCGGCCACAGUCGCGCAUCGUGCAAGUGCCGUGGAACGAGGUGGUUAUAAUUGACGUGGUGGUCAUGAGUAUGUCCGAGGAAAAGGGCUUGGCCACAACGACGACGCACACGUGCUUCGCGCACGACUAUGACCUGAUGAAGCCAGUGGUGCUGGCCUCGUGGAAGCAUGGAUUCCAGGGCGCCUGUCCCGAUCGGAGCGCCAUCUUGGCAGAGUCGCAGGUGAUCCAGGAGUCGCUCCAGAUCCCAGGCACGGGCCUCAAUCUCGUUUACCACUCAUCGCGUGCCGCCGGCUACCUGUCCACCAUCAAGCUGCAACUAACGCCAGACGUCAUUCCGGCCUCGCUUCACCUGAUCCAUCUGCGCAUCACCAUCGAGGGUAUCCUGUUUGAACGCGUCUUCGAGGCGGACCCGGGCAUUAAGUUUACGUACGCUUGGAACCGGCUUAACAUCUACCGACAACGUGUCUACGGUGUGACUACGGCCAUGGUGAAGGUCGGCUACCAGUACACCGAUUGUACGGACAUAGUAUGGGACAUCCAGACCACCAAGCUCAGCGGUCAUGACAUGUCCAUCUCGGAGGUGGGCGGUUGGAACCUGGACAUCCAUCACCGCUACAACUUCCACGAGGGCAUCCUGCAGAAGGGCGACGGAUCAAACAUCUAUCUGCGCAAUAAGCCACGCAUCAUCCUAACCACCAUGGGAGAUGGCCACCAGCGACCACUUGAGUGUCCCGACUGUGAUGGCCUGGCCACCAAGCAACGCCUCUUAGCCCCCGUCGCACUGGCCGCCGCUCCAGAUGGCAGUCUCUUCGUCGGCGAUUUCAAUUACAUCCGGCGCAUCAUGACCGACGGCAGCAUCCGCACCGUGGUCAAGCUGAAUGCCACCCGCGUCUCUUACCGAUAUCACAUGGCCCUCAGUCCACUCGAUGGUACUCUGUACGUCUCGGAUCCAGAGUCGCACCAGAUUAUACGAGUGCGUGACACCAGCGACUACUCGCAGCCGGAACUAAACUGGGAGGCGAUUGUGGGCUCCGGGGAGCGCUGUUUGCCCGGCGAUGAAGCGCACUGUGGCGAUGGGGCUCUGGCCAAGGACGCCAAGCUGGCAUAUCCCAAGGGCAUAGCAAUUUCGAGCGACAACAUACUGUACUUCGCCGACGGAACCAAUAUUCGCAUGGUCGACCGGGACGGAAUCGUGAGCACCCUUAUCGGCAAUCACAUGCACAAGUCCCACUGGAAGCCCAUUCCCUGCGAGGGCACCCUUAAACUGGAGGAGAUGCAUCUGCGCUGGCCCACUGAGCUGGCAGUUUCGCCGAUGGACAACACUUUGCACAUCAUUGACGACCACAUGAUCCUGCGCAUGACGCCAGACGGUCGAGUUCGGGUCAUUUCCGGUCGCCCGCUGCACUGCGCAACCGCCUCCACUGCCUACGACACGGAUCUGGCCACCCACGCCACCCUGGUGAUGCCUCAGUCGGUCGCCUUUGGUCCCCUGGGGGAGCUGUAUGUUGCCGAGAGCGACUCGCAGCGCAUAAACAGGGUGCGGGUAAUCGGCACAGACGGACGGAUCGCACCCUUUGCUGGUGCCGAGUCCAAGUGCAACUGCCUGGAGCGCGGUUGCGACUGCUUCGAGGCGGAGCACUACCUGGCCACCAGCGCAAAGUUCAACACCAUCGCCGCAUUGGCUGUCACACCAGACAGCCAUGUGCACAUCGCGGACCAAGCCAAUUACCGCAUCCGCUCGGUAAUGUCCAGCAUCCCGGAGGCGAGCCCCUCACGCGAGUACGAGAUCUACGCACCGGACAUGCAGGAGAUCUACAUCUUCAACCGAUUCGGCCAGCACGUUUCCACUCGCAACAUUUUGACCGGAGAGACGACAUACGUGUUUACCUACAACGUGAACACCUCCAACGGAAAGCUGAGCACCGUGACCGACGCAGCUGGCAACAAGGUGUUCCUGUUGCGCGACUACACCUCGCAAGUCAACUCCAUUGAGAACACCAAGGGUCAGAAGUGCCGUCUGCGCAUGACGCGCAUGAAGAUGCUGCAUGAGCUGAGCACACCGGACAACUACAACGUGACCUACGAGUAUCAUGGCCCCACUGGCCUGCUGAGGACCAAGCUGGACUCCACCGGACGAUCCUACGUGUACAACUACGACGAGUUCGGUCGCCUCACUUCCGCUGUAACGCCCACCGGUCGGGUCAUCGAACUGAGCUUCGACCUGAGCGUCAAGGGAGCCCAGGUGAAGGUGUCAGAGAACGCGCAGAAGGAAAUGUCGCUGCUGAUCCAAGGCGCCACCGUAAUUGUGCGCAACGGGGCCGCCGAAUCGCGCACUACCGUCGACAUGGACGGCUCCACCACCAGCAUCACACCAUGGGGACACAACCUUCAGAUGGAAGUGGCACCCUACACAAUUUUGGGCGAGCAGAGUCCGCUGCUGGGCGAAAGCUACCCAGUGCCGGCCAAGCAACGCACCGAGAUCGCCGGUGACCUGGCCAACCGUUUUGAGUGGCGCUACUUCGUGCGUCGUCAGCAGCCACUGCAAGCGGGCAAACAGAGCAAGGGACCGCCCCGUCCCGUCACCGAGGUGGGACGCAAGCUACGCGUGAAUGGGGACAACGUCCUGACCCUGGAGUACGACCGCGAGACCCAGUCGGUGGUUGUGAUGGUGGACGACAAGCAGGAGCUGCUGAACGUUACCUACGACCGCACUUCGCGCCCCAUCAGCUUCCGGCCACAAUCGGGAGACUACGCGGACGUGGACUUGGAGUACGACCGAUUCGGACGCCUGGUCAGCUGGAAGUGGGGUGUCCUGCAGGAGGCCUACUCCUUCGACCGCAACGGACGUCUGAACGAAAUCAAGUACGGCGAUGGCUCAACAAUGGUCUACGCAUUCAAGGAUAUGUUUGGGUCGCUGCCCUUGAAGGUGACGACGCCCAGACGGUCGGAUUACCUCCUGCAGUACGACGAUGCGGGUGCGCUUCAGAGCCUUACGACUCCUCGGGGCCACAUCCACGCGUUCUCGCUUCAAACCUCGCUUGGUUUCUUCAAGUACCAGUACUAUUCGCCAAUCAACCGCCAUCCCUUCGAGAUUCUGUAUAACGACGAGGGUCAGAUCCUGGCCAAGAUCCAUCCCCACCAAUCUGGCAAGGUGGCUUUUGUACACGACACCGCCGGACGACUAGAAACCAUUCUCGCCGGAUUGUCCAGCACACACUACACCUACCAGGAUACGACCAGUCUGGUGAAGUCCGUAGAGGUGCAGGAGCCAGGCUUCGAGCUGCGACGCGAGUUUAAGUACCAUGCCGGCAUCCUCAAGGACGAGAAGCUGCGUUUCGGCUCCAAGAACUCGCUGGCCUCGGCGCACUACAAGUACGCCUACGACGGAAACGCCCGGCUCAGCGGCAUCGAGAUGGCCAUCGACGACAAGGAGCUGCCGACAACGCGGUACAAGUACAGCCAGAAUCUGGGCCAGUUGGAGGUGGUGCAGGACCUCAAGAUCACUCGCAACGCCUUCAACCGGACGGUGAUCCAGGACUCGGCCAAGCAGUUCUUCACCAUUGUAGACUACGAUCAGCACGGCAGGGUCAAGAGCGUGCUGAUGAACGUGAAGAACGUCGACGUGUUCCGCUUGGAGCUGGACUACGACCUGCGCAAUCGCAUCAAGUCGCAGAAAACUACCUUCGGCAGGUCCACCGCCUUCGACAAGAUUAACUAUAAUGCCGACGGCCAUGUGAUCGAGGUCCUGGGCACCAACAACUGGAAGUACCUGUUCGAUGAGAACGGCAACACGGUGGGCGUAGUGGACCAGGGCGAGAAGUUCAACCUGGGCUACGACAUCGGCGACCGAGUGAUCAAGGUGGGCGAUGUGGAGUUCAACAACUACGACGCACGCGGUUUCGUGGUGAGGCGCGGUGAGCAGAAGUAUCGCUACAACAACCGCGGUCAGCUGAUCCACGCCUUCGAAAGGGAGCGCUUCCAGAGCUGGUACUACUACGACGACCGCAGCCGCCUGGUGGCGUGGCACGACAACAAGGGCAACACCACACAGUAUUACUACGCCAACCCACGCACCCCACACUUGGUGACCCACGUGCACUUCCCCAAGCUCAGUCGCACCAUGAAGCUGUUCUAUGACGACCGAGACAUGCUCAUCGCCCUGGAGCACGAGGAGCAGCGCUACUACGUGGCCACCGACCAAAAUGGAUCGCCGUUGGCCUUCAUUGACCUGAAUGGUGGCAUCGUCAAGGAGAUGAAGCGCACGCCCUUUGGCCGAAUCAUCAAGGACACCAAGCCGGACUUCUUUGUGCCCAUCGACUUCCACGGCGGUCUGAUCGACCCGCAUACCAAACUGGUCUACACCGAGCAGCGGCAGUACGACCCUCACGUGGGCCAGUGGAUGACCCCGCUAUGGGAAACCCUGGCCACCGAGAUGUCGCACCCAACGGACGUGUUCAUCUACCGCUACCACAACAACGACCCCGUCAACCCAAACCGACCGCAGAACUACAUGAUCGACCUGGACUCCUGGCUACAGCUCUUCGGCUACGACCUGAACAACAUGCAGAGCAGUCGCUACACCAAGCUGGCCCAGUACACACCGCAAGCCUCCAUCAAGUCCAACAUGCUGGCGCCCGAUUUCGGUGUGAUCUCCGGCCUUGAGUGCAUUGUGGAGAAAACUAGCGAAAAGUUCAGCGACUUUGACUUUGUGCCCAAGCCGCUACUCAAGAUGGAGCCUAAGAUGCGAAACUUGCUGCCGCGCAUCAGCUAUCGGCGGGGAGUUUUCGGCGAGGGUGUGCUGCUCUCGAGGAUCGGUGGCCGGGCAUUGGUUAGCGUGGUCGAUGGAUCGAAUAGUGUGGUGCAGGACGUGGUGAGCAGCGUGUUCAACAACUCGUACUUCCUUGACCUGCACUUCAGCAUCCACGACCAAGACGUAUUUUACUUCGUAAAGGACAAUGCUCUGAAGUUGCGCGACGACAACGAGGAGCUACGUCGCCUUGGGGGCAUGUUCAACAUAUCAACGCACGAAAUCAGUGAUCACGGAGGCAGCGCCGCCAAGGAGCUGCGGCUGCACGGUCCCGACGCCGUAGUCAUCAUCAAGUACGGCGUGGAUCCCGAGCAGGAGCGUCACCGCAUCCUCAAACAUGCUCACAAGCGGGCAGUUGAGCGGGCCUGGGAAUUGGAGAAGCAGCUGGUGGCCGCCGGCUUCCAAGGGCGGGGCGACUGGACCGAGGAGGAGAAGGAGGAGCUCGUCCAGCACGGUGACGUCGACGGCUGGAACGGGAUCGAUAUCCACAGCAUACACAAGUAUCCGCAACUGGCCGACGACCCCGGCAAUGUGGCCUUCCAGCGGGACGCCAAGCGGAAGCGCCGCAAGACCGGCGGCAGCCAUCGGAGUGCCUCCAACCGGCACCAACUAAAGUUCGGCGAUCUGAGUGCGUGAGUGGAGGCAUAUAGAGAGAAGCAGGAGAUGGAGCCGGAGGGGAGUGACAUGGCCGAAGAGGAAUACGGCGAGCAGGAGGACUACCUAAUUGCCGUGGGCAAAAAGGAGCCAAGGGACAGCAGCGAGGCACUAGACGAGCAGAUUUUGUAAUUAGGUGAAAUGCGCAACAGCGACCACAAGAAGAACAACAGCACAACACUCGAUGACACAACACGAAAACAAAAGCAAAAAGCGAGCAUUCAACACACUAAUAAUAUAAACUUUAAUCAUGCUUAAAGUUUAGUAUUAGCCAGAACGCAACCCUCGAAUAACCGAAGAAACUUCUUAUAUGUACACAGGAACAGUAAUAUGUAUGUUGAUGUUGAGUUUAGGCUAACAAUAGGCGUAUGUUUAGUCCAUGUGUGUAAUGUUUAAUGUAAUUUUUUAAAUCAGAAUCAAUGUCCUUACGGGCAGCCAGCUUGCGCUAGGGAGCGUACUAUAAAGAUUAGUACAGAAGCCGGCAGACAGACGGUCUUAUUAGAUUUGUAUAGAUCGAGCCAACUAAACGGAACCGAACAACGUCGUUUGUUUAGGGGAUAGGAGUUUGGCCAAGCACAGCCCAAUUAGCCAGUUGCAUUACCAUGUCAAACGAUGAGUAUUACACAGCAAAAUAUGCUUACGAUAAGUACAGAUGUUAAACUACAAAACGAAUAAAUGUAAAAAGAUUAAAGUUCUCUGUAGUAGCCCCUAGUCCUUGGCCCCAAGUUUGGCCCACUCCAACACAGCCCACUCUCAUAUGGCAACAGAAAAGUUGAUCGCUGCUUCACCUUCUUAAUUGCUUUGUGUAUAUAAGACCGAUUACUUUUCUAUUCAUUUACUAACGCACAAGGGCGUAUUUAUCAUUUAAUCCAACGAACUUUCUAGUGAAAUAGGUGUCUGUACCGAAUGCUCGAAUUUAAAUUAAUCAGACGCGUCUACCUUAUUUGGAUAGCCAAGAAUCAAAAGGAAUUUUUAUCAGACUCCUUUCAAUGCAAUACAAUACUCUACCGACUAUUUUUCACUCAUUUUAUAAUGUUAACUGUUGAAUUUAUUCAAAGGAAAAAUGCAUUAAAAACUUUUUACAAAUUGUGAUAUAUAUUUCUAAACAUUUCAUUUGACAACUUGAAGUGUAACGAACAAAAAAUCGAAUUAACUCAAAUUGAACCGAAAACCACAUGUACUUUACUCAUUUUUUUAAUAUAGGCUUUUACGAUUAGUUUUUAUGCUGCAAUAUUUAGUUUUUACCGUUUGCCAUGUUAUUUUUUAAAAUCAAUACUGUUUUUAAUGAAACCCCCCAUGGGAAAUUUACAUAGAGUUAAAUGUCUUUUAAUUCUGUUUUUUUUUUCAUAAUUAUUGCAAAAUAAAUUGCUGCUUUCAAAAACCUU
Molecule: messenger RNA, 12001 nt
Organism: Drosophila rhopaloa
Lineage: Eukaryota; Metazoa; Arthropoda; Insecta; Diptera; Drosophilidae
Gene: Ten-m
Product: teneurin-m
Exons: 13
Coding region: 687-10598 (3303 amino acids)
Biological process (GO): motor neuron axon guidance
Source: RefSeq, a predicted model, not a curated record